AACAAUGUUAACACCAUGGCGGCCGCUUGCAUGGCCGCCCCCAGCCUGGGCUUCGACGGGGUCCAGGGGUGCCUCAUUGCUGACCCCGGCCUCCCUGACUGGCAUGUGGUGGAGGUGGAGGUGACCGGCCGGUCUGGCGAGCGCAGGGACCAGGCCUUCACGGUCACCACCAGCCGCAGGAACCCAGCCUCCCCCGGAGCUGUCACUGGCACGGCUACUUUCCCUUCUUUCUGGAGCAGCCUGCUGGAGGAAAGUUUCAAAGCACUAGGUCGUCAAUGGUCAGCUGUAAACUUUGGCAAGAAGCACCUGUAUAGAGUUACGGCCAUUUCAGAGUUACGAUCCACCUCCGAUCCAUGCUGGGAGAUAAAGUUCAAUGAGAUCUGCUGCAGCCGGGCUCGGGGCCGCGCCGUGAGGCCGCCCCCACCCCCCAGGCUGGGGGGCGCGAUGUCCGGGGGGCCGGAGCCGGGCGGGAGGCCGCGGGUGUACCACGAACGCCAGCGCCUGGAGCUCUGCGCCGUCCACGCCCUGAACAACGUCCUGCAGGAGCGACGCUUCACCCAGGAGGCGGCCGACGAGAUCUGCAAGAGGCUGGCGCCGGACGCCCGGCUGAAUCCGCAUCGCAGCGUCCUGGGCACGGGCAACUACGAUGUCAAUGUGAUCAUGGCAGCCCUGCAGAGCCUGGACUUCGCGGCCAUCUGGUGGGACAAGCGCCGGCCCCUGGAGCAGCUGGUACUGAGCCGGGUGCACGGCUUCAUCGUGAACGUGCCGUCCAACGUGUCCCUGGGCUUCGUGUCGCUGCCCGUGCGGCGUAAGCACUGGAUCGCCGUGCGCCAGGUGGGAGGCACCUACUACAACCUGGACUCCAAGCUGAAGGCCCCGGCCUGUGUCGGCGGAGAGGGGGAGCUCAGGGCUUUCCUUCAGGAUUUCCUGUCCCAGGGUCCCUGUGAAGUGCUGCUGGUCGUGUCCCGGGCCGUGGAGGAAUCCGGCUGCUGGUUGAACCCAGAGUGAUGCCGCAGAUACCAAAGAUUUUGACUGUUCGUAGCAGCCUCGCUGGGGGGGCAGGACCCACAUGCUGAGUCUGGCUUAGUCACAGCCCCCCCCCCCCCCCUCCGGUGCUGGCAUCAGAUACCCCAUCCCAUCUGCCCUGAGGAGUGCAUGGCUCCGGGCAUGCUGCUCUCACUCCACUGGGGGGUCCCUUCACCCCACAGCCCCUGGAGCCAGAGACGGCACCAGGGGGCCACAGGGAAACCUGGCUUAGGGUGCCUGGCCCCAUCUCCCUGCUGGGCAUCUGUCUCAGCUGCAAGUGCUUACAAAGUUUAUGAUAAAGGACACAACGCUCA
Messenger RNA from Gopherus evgoodei (Goodes thornscrub tortoise), 1340 nucleotides. Its product is annotated as josephin-2-like. NCBI's taxonomy places the organism in Eukaryota, Metazoa, Chordata, Testudines, Testudinidae. Gene Ontology annotation, biological process: protein deubiquitination; NAD+ biosynthetic process. Gene Ontology annotation, molecular function: L-aspartate dehydrogenase [NAD(P)+] activity; cysteine-type deubiquitinase activity. The record is from RefSeq and is a predicted model, not a curated record.